AACUGCUGUAAACUUAACGGGGAAACUGGAGUUACCUUUUGUGACAGCUAAAAGGCUAUCCUCACGAAGAUAAGGGUAACACCACAACCACAGGUUCCCGCCACUACCUAAGCCAGUCUCAACUGCCAUUAACGCCCCCUUGAGACAUAGCAAAGAAGGAACCAGAAAAUGCUUCUACGUGGCACAAUUUCUAAUCCUUUACCCUCUCUCCACCUCAAAACUCCCCUUCGGCUCCGCAGCUACGCCCCCACCGCCACCACCAUUACUAACAAAUGCUCCAUCUCCGACGAGGACCUGGAGUCCCGAGGCUUCCUCCUCCGUCGCACCAUCUCCAACCUUAAUCUCGACCACCUCAACUCUGUAUUCGUGGCAGUCGGGUUCCCCAAGCGUGACCCGGAGAAGAUCAAACUGGCGUUGGAGAACACGAACUCGCUCCUCUGGGUGGAGCACAAGAAAACACAGAAGCCAGUUGCAUUUGCUAGAGCUACAGGGGACAAUGUUUUCAAUGCCAUCAUCUGGGACGUGGUGGUGGAUCCUUCGUACCAGGGGAUUGGAUUAGGGAAGGCUGUGAUGGAGAGACUUGUACAGGAGCUGUUAAAGAAGGGGAUUGUGAACAUUGCUUUGUAUUCAGAGCCCCGGGUUCUUGGCUUUUAUAGACCCUUGGGUUUUGUGGCUGAUCCGGAUGGGAUCCGAGGGAUGGUGUAUUCCAGAAAACAGAAAAAAAGAAAGUAACAUUUGAUUCUUGAGUUUUUUACCUAAUCAUUCUGUUAUUUAGUGCUACAAAUUGACACAUUGGUUUAUAAAUUAAAUAUAUAGCAGGCUGAAAAGAACAAGUUUGCAUUGUAUCCUCUAUAUUAAUCAGAACAAAGUAAGAACAUCUCUCUUUUUUGACUGUA
Messenger RNA from Hevea brasiliensis (rubber tree), 896 nucleotides. Its product is annotated as GCN5-related N-acetyltransferase 1, chloroplastic. Gene Ontology annotation, cellular component: cytoplasm. Gene Ontology annotation, molecular function: N-acetyltransferase activity. Bases 169 to 732 code for a protein of 187 amino acids. NCBI's taxonomy places the organism in Eukaryota, Viridiplantae, Streptophyta, Magnoliopsida, Malpighiales, Euphorbiaceae. The transcript has a single exon. The record is from RefSeq and is a predicted model, not a curated record.